Chenopodium quinoa (quinoa) is the source of this 1693-nucleotide messenger RNA. Its product is annotated as protein RAE1-like. Gene Ontology annotation, cellular component: nuclear pore. NCBI's taxonomy places the organism in Eukaryota, Viridiplantae, Streptophyta, Magnoliopsida, Caryophyllales, Amaranthaceae. The coding region runs from base 195 to 1250 and encodes 351 amino acids. Gene Ontology annotation, molecular function: ubiquitin binding; RNA binding. Gene Ontology annotation, biological process: RNA export from nucleus; transcription-dependent tethering of RNA polymerase II gene DNA at nuclear periphery. The record is from RefSeq and is a predicted model, not a curated record. The transcript is spliced from 12 exons.
GUUUCUCUAACACUCAACUGCGUUUUUUUUACGAACUCACUCACGCUCAACUGCGUUCAUCUAACGCUUACAUUGCAAUCUCUUUCCAUUUUAAUACCCCCAAUUCUCUUUUCUGCAUGAUUUUCAAUUAUUCUUCUACUCUUUUUGUUUUCUCUUCAUAAAAUUGUUGAUACGAAGUAUUAUAUUUGGUUCUAAUGUCGAAUUUUACAUCUCUUACGAAUUUGGGUCAAAACCCAAAUCCCAACAAAUCAUAUGAGGUGCCUCAACCACCAGCUGAUUCAAUUUCUAGCCUUAAUUUCAGUCCCAAAGCCAAUCAUCUUAUAGUUACUUCAUGGGAUAAUCAGGUGCGUUGUUGGGAGAUAAUGCAAAGCGGAGCAAAUGUCAAUAGUACACCAAAGGCUGCCAUAUCUCAUGAUCAGCCGGUAUUGUGCUCGGCUUGGAAGGAUGAUGGAACAACUGUCUUCUCAGGAGGCUGUGACAAGCAGGUGAAGAUGUGGCCUUUGCUGUCUGGUGGGCAACCAAUUACUGUGGCUAUGCAUGAUGCUCCAAUUAGAGAGAUGGCCUGGAUUCCUGAGAUGAAUGUUCUGGUUACUGGGAGCUGGGAUAAAACGCUUAGGUACUGGGACUUAAGGCAACAAACUCCCGUCCAUACCCAACAACUCCCAGAGCGCUGCUAUUCUUUAACAGCACGGCAUCCUCUUUUGGUUGUUGGAACAGCGGAUAGAAAUCUCGUAGUGUUCAAUUUGCAGAACCCUCAGGCUGAAUUCAAAAGGAUAAUGUCACCACUGAAAUACCAGACAAGGUGUCUUGCUGCUUUUCCUGAUAAACAAGGAUUCCUGGUUGGAUCAAUUGAGGGACGAGUAGGAGUUCAUCACCUUGAUGAUGCACAACAAUCCAAGAACUUCACUUUCAAAUGUCACAGAGAGGGCAAUGAGAUUUAUUCUGUCAACUCUUUGAACUUCCACCCUGUACACGGCACCUUUGCAACUGCAGGAUCUGAUGGUGGUUUUAAUUUCUGGGACAAAGACAGUAAACAGAGGCUGAAGGCAAUGUCAAGAUGCAGUCAACCAAUAACUUGUAGUGCAUUCAACAGUGAUGGAUCUAUAUUUGCAUACUCGUCAUGUUACGACUGGAGCAAAGGUGCUGAGAACCAUAACCCAGCAACAGCCAAGUCUUACAUAUAUUUACACUUACCACAGGAGUCUGAGGUGAAAGGGAAGCCCAGAGUUGGCAGCACUGGCCGACGAUGAAGCCUGGUAUUUGGAGCUCAUACAGUUUUCCGGCAGUGUACAUGGCAGAUAGUUGGAUAUAUUUGGAUUAGCCUGAUCGAGUAGUAUUUCUUUUUUUGAGUAGCAGAUGUUUUGAGACCGUCUUGGAACUAUUGAGCUUCCUUUAUGUCGAUUUCUUAGGGCUUGAUAUGUUCAUAUGUUGGUAGAUAGUUUAAUAUUUCGAAAAAAUAUGCUAUCAUUGCUAUGUUGUUGACUUGUUGAGGUUCUUAACUUCAAUUAGCAAAAUUAGCUUCCAUUUGCAUAUGAAUUGUGUUCAGGUUACUAGUGAGUGAUAAUUUUUGCCUAAUGGGCAUUAAAAUUCGGUCUUUGAUGAAUUAGGGUAAAAUAUACUGGAACAUUAAAAAAAUACUUAAAUUACCCAAUUUUGUAAUGCAUUUGGAAUAAAAUAAUGUACUUUCUUCUGA